Molecule: messenger RNA, 891 nt
Organism: Aspergillus mulundensis
Lineage: Eukaryota; Fungi; Ascomycota; Eurotiomycetes; Eurotiales; Aspergillaceae
Exons: 3
Coding region: 1-891 (296 amino acids)
Source: RefSeq, a predicted model, not a curated record
AUGUCCGCGGAACUCAAACGUCCAACUGAUGUGGAGGUCGCUGCCGACGCAGGUCAAAUCCUCCAGAAGGCCCAGAUCCCCAACAUUCUCAUGGGCUGGACGGUGAUGCGCCUCUACACGGGGCCCUGCAAUUUUCGGCUAGGGGACAUUACAUUCGUGAUCCCCGACGCCCUGCUCGACGCAGCAAGAGACGCCCUGUCCGACGCAGCAAGAGGCGUUCAUACCGAGGAUGAAAAAUACUGGACACCCUGCUUAACUACCCGAAAGACUCCGCAAAAGCCGUGGCUGCCGCAAACCCAAAAGUACAUGCCCGGGUCCGGUGACAAGCUCUCACGCCACCCCAAUCCCGCCCACCACUUCCACAUCAACUACUACAUAGCCGUGUAUCUGGUCCCGCAGUCCGAGAACCUCUGGUGGCUCCCAGAGACAAGCAUGCAGCCGGGGCUCCCCGACCCAAACCUCAACCCGUACGUCACGCUUUCCACCGACAGCAGCCUGCCCUUCCCCGACCACUGGCGCGACCUGUUUCCCCUGCGCGUGCUAAAGACGGGCACCUUUAUCGAGGCCAUCCUCCACCUCUGGAUGCGUGAUAACCGCCGCCAACACGAGACCGACCUCUGGAUGUUCUGGGACGGACUGGCCGGGUCGCUCCAGCACGGCCCUGCCUCGCAGGUGCACCUGCGCGAUGGAUUCCAGCGGGCCUGGGACUUUUGCCGUGGCGAAUUCGACCACUUGUACCAGAAAGCUAUAAAGCGCGGUAUUGAUGUGGAUUGUCAUUUCCACCUCAUCGGUCUGAUCCAGCUCCGCGAGCAGCUGCGGAAGGAUGGUAGGUUCCCACUGGAGCUGAAGGAGGUUGGGUUGCCUGACACUCGGUGGCUUGAUGGGUUGUAG